Molecule: messenger RNA, 1746 nt
Organism: Drosophila santomea
Lineage: Eukaryota; Metazoa; Arthropoda; Insecta; Diptera; Drosophilidae
Gene: ttm50
Product: mitochondrial import inner membrane translocase subunit TIM50-C
Exons: 5
Coding region: 148-1419 (423 amino acids)
Molecular function (GO): phosphoprotein phosphatase activity
Source: RefSeq, a predicted model, not a curated record
GCCAAAUCAAAAUCCCUAACGCCAACGCCGUGCCGGUGCGAAGUUGAAAUUUUUGUUGGAAAUUUUGUAAAAGAAAAAAGUCGCUGCUAGCCGAGCAGGACUCGCGAACGGCGCCUAGGACUCUAAAAUCGGGAAGGGAAGCGAAGCAUGAGCAUGAGCAUGGCACCGGCCACCGUCCUCCACUUGCUGCGCGGCCUCAGCACGCCGCGCGUUCUCACCCGAAUCCAUCAGCACCGCGCAUUGGGUAAUCACCAUAACCACCACCACCACCAGCACAACCAGCAGCACCAGCGACUAUCCACAUGCACAUCGGCAGCUCCUCCGCCAUCGGCGCUCUGCCCCAUCCUGCGCACAGCCCGCGGCUACAGCAGCACAGCCAAGCAAGAAGCAGCUGGAGAAGCCACUGGUGCGGCCACUGAGGCGACCCCGUCUCCCGUAUCGAAUGCCCCGCUGCUGGCCAAGCUCUUUCCGCAGACCUCGCCGGAGGUGGACACCAAUGCCGAACAGGAGCGACAGAAGCAGCAGGAGGAGGAGGCUAAGGAGAACGAGCGCGCCUGGAAGCGCAUGAAGCUGGGCUUCGCAAUCUUUGGAGGCGGCGGCGUGGCUGCUGGACUGUGGGCCGUCUACGAGUUUGGCAAGCCCGAGUUGGAUCCCAACGGGCAGGCGAUCGAGGACGAGUUCACACACAAGCCGCUGGUGCAGCAGUAUCUGCAGCGGAUGUGGAAGAGCAUCCACUACUAUCAGCGCAUGAUUCAGGAGCCGUCGCGGGCCAAGCUGCUGCCCGAUCCGCUCAAGCCGCCGUACGUGCAGCCGCGCUAUACGCUUGUGCUGGAGAUGAAGGACGUGCUGGUGCAUCCGGACUGGACCUACCAGACUGGCUGGCGCUUCAAGAAGCGUCCCGGCGUCGAUCAUUUCCUUGCCGAGUGCGCCAAGGACUUUGAAAUAGUUGUCUUCACCGCCGAGCAGGGCAUGACCGUGUUCCCCAUACUGGAUGCGCUUGAUCCCAACGGUUACAUUAUGUACCGCCUGGUCAGGGAUGCCACGCAUUUUGUGGACGGACACCAUGUGAAGAAUCUGGAUAACCUCAAUCGCGACCUGAAGAAGGUGAUUGUUGUUGACUGGGAUGCGAAUGCCACCAAGAUGCAUCCGGACAACACAUUCGGCAUGCCUCGCUGGCAUGGCAAUGACGAUGAUGGGCAGUUGCUGGACCUCAUCGCCUUCCUGAAGAUAAUUGCACAGAGCAACGUGGACGAUGUGCGUGAGGUGCUCCACUACUAUCGCCAGUUCGACGAUCCCAUCAAUCAGUUCCGGGAAAACCAGCGCAAGUUGGCCGAACAAAUGCAGGAGGCGGAGCGCAUCGAGCAGUCGAAGACCAAGCCCAUGGUCAAGCAGUGGUCGCGCAACAUUUUGGGGCGCUAGGAGGCUGGCCAUCGCGCACACCCCGUCCCGUUCCAUAUGCAUACCUUAACCUUCCUUCCGCCUGCCCCGGAGCACACACAAACAAACAUACCCUGCAGCAGCACACUGGCCAUAUUUUUUCGUCGACUAAGAGUAGGAGUAGGAGUUGGAGAGUAGGCAGCAGGUUGGGAAGGCACGCUUUUUCCUUUGCUCCUUUGGGUGAAGUGAGGACAAGGCGCCUGCUUUUGUUUUAUUAAAUAACUAAACUUGCUUGUUUUUGUUGUUUGGCAAUGUAAUCAUAAUAUUAUUAUAAACAGACGACUUAACCGCGAAACCAAAUACAAAACA